Molecule: messenger RNA, 456 nt
Organism: Phytophthora nicotianae INRA-310
Lineage: Eukaryota; Oomycota; Peronosporomycetes; Peronosporales; Peronosporaceae
Exons: 2
Coding region: 1-456 (151 amino acids)
Source: RefSeq, a predicted model, not a curated record
AUGACGUCGGAGUGUGGUAGACGCGUUCAGAUCCAAGCUGAGGACUACAGCGGUAGUAUUUCGCCACACUAUGGCAAUACUCGCCCUUCUGUCGGCUAUUUCAACAGCAACCUCAUGAUACAAAAUUUUGUAGUGGCGGACAUUACAAACGGCAGAAAUAAUGUUUACUUUAAUGACAAACGUGCUCAAGGGAAGGACGCUAAUGCAUUGUUCAGUUUACGACUUCUGAAUCAUCUAUCCACUUUGAAAAACAAUAUUCACGAUGGAAUUCCGCCUCCGGACAUCAGCUUCAGUAUAUUGGACAGCUGCGUCGGACAGAAUAAACCCAAAGCCUGCUCUGCUUUUUAUUUCCUGGACAUUCGCACAACAUUGCCGAUCGAGUUGUUGCAUGGUGCCGAACAGCAACCCAAGGACGGAAUAUUUACACCCCAAUGGAUCAUGUGGAUAAAGAAAUAA